Messenger RNA from Linum trigynum, 3715 nucleotides. The record is from the annotation of a GenBank genome assembly. Lineage: Eukaryota; Viridiplantae; Streptophyta; Magnoliopsida; Malpighiales; Linaceae.
CCAGUGACAAAGUUCCAGCAAAAGAACACUGGACGGUAGAGAUUGGCUAUUGGCGAAGAGCGGCCGGAAGAAAGGAACAAUCUGAGGGGAGGAGAAGAUUCUUUUUCUUUUUUACCAGGGGCGAGGUGCGGCGGUGUUUUCCGUAAGUAGUGUUAGUGUACAGUAGAGACUACCAGACAGACAAAGAGGAGAGGGCUGAGCUGCGCAGCGCUUCGUUAAGACUUAAGGGAGGCGUAGGUGGAGUGGAGGGCGCCGAUUCGUACUAAGGAAAAGGGAACGCCACCUCGACGGAGUUUCCCAUACUCUUCCCCCUUCCUCGCUCUCUUAUAUAUUUAACCUCAACAAUCUUCGGGUCGCUUUCUUCACUUCACACCGUACCAAAAUUAUUCUCCCUCCCUUCCUCUGCUUCCGCUGCGGCCUCCCCAGGUUCGUCCUCAAUCAAUUUCUCAAUCUGAGUUCCUAUUUUCUUAUUUUGUCAAGAUCUGAAAUUGUUUCUUCGUCUGUAAAUGAAUUUCUCUGUUGCUUUUGGAUCUGAUUUUGCCUUGUUCUUCCCUUCUGCUGUGCUCCACGUCGCGUGCUUGUUUUUAAUACAUGCAAUCAUUGUGUGUGUGUGUGCGCGCGCGCGCGUGAUGGUGUUAAAAGAUGCCGUUUCCAAGUUGAAUCUGGAUGUAACUUGUUGGUACUGAAAAUGGUGGACGUUUGUCGAUGAUUUUGGCUCACCGAUCUUUACCCAAUGAGUCUCAUUUCUGUCUCUGUUUUUUUUUUUUUUGGUUUGUCAAAUUGUGGGUUGUGGAAUCUGGAGGAAACACGUUAGUGAUACAUCUUAUGAGGGAUUGUGGCUGGAUUGAUCCGUUGCAAGUAGAGCGCCUGAGCAUUCACCCUGUUGUGUUUGGUACAUGAGGAAUUAGAAUGACGAAUUGUUAUUGAUUCUCAACGAUUUCGUGGUUCGUAAAGUUUGACUUUACUGAAAAGCGCUAAGCUUUUGCUUUGGAAUAUGCCUGGUUUAGAGGAUUCCAAACCCUUUUGCUCCAUUCCUUGUGCUGUAUUCUUAUUUACUGACUGGAUGAUCCAGCUAGCUAGAGCGUAGACUUUGGAAUCUGUCUCAUUUUGUCUGUCUUUUCUUUAGAUGAUUUGAAUGUUUCCUUGGAUGGCAUGAAACAUUUGAAGUUCCACAUGGUAGACAUUUUUUAGAUUAUCUUGUAUCUACUUUACUGGUGUCAUUUAUAUGAACAUAUUCUGGAAGUUGCCAGUUUCCAAUCCCAGUGAUGAAUGCAGGUCAAUAUUAUUUAGAGAUCUGGAUAGAUCGACCUUACAUAAUCGGACUCAGUCCAGUCGUGCAUUGUAUAUGUAGAAUUUGAUAGGCGAAACUAGAUCUUGAAGCAUGAUUAUCUGUUUUGCUAACUCUUUCUCAUGAUCUUCAUCCCUUAGUUUACUCCUACCUGUUUCUUGUUCGUGUUCAACUAUAUUCUCUAGUUUAUCUUGUUCCUUAUGUAGAACUCUCCACCCAAGGACCAUCAACUGUAAAUUAUAUUUCCUGCAACUUGCAUUUUACUUACUGCAUAUGCAUGGAAUGCGCUUGAUAAUCAACAUGUGUUUUUUUACAUGUUAUAGAGCUGGGACAAUUGUGUAGUUUUACCUGCUUUUAUGUCUAUCCCCUGAGACUCUGAUCUUAGAAUUUCUUCGAAGUGAUAAGUGUAAUAAAAGUUUUGACAUUUUUUAAAAUUUUGAUUAUCUGCUACUGGUUUUUGUAUGUUUGAAAAGGUAACCGUUCACAUUCGUUAUCUCACUUUGAUACAGGGAAAUUUGUCAUACUUGACUAAUAUUUUUUCUUUUCUCCUUUUCUACUAGCAUAUUUACUUAUCUUUGCUGAUGAGUGAUAUCUAAAUGUUUGAUAGAAAUGAAAUUCCUGCCAUACUUAUCCAAUAAUUUGCAAUAAUGUUGUUUAUCAUAUCGAUCAGCUGUAUUGUACUGCUCAAUAGCAGUGUAAAAGAGAUUUCUAACGGUUCCUUUAUUAUUACAGUUGAAAGAUGGCAGCUACUUCAGCAACUUCUUUCUCCAUUGGAUCGACCAUCUCCUUUGGUCCUAAAGCGAGCCAACUCCUGCAGCCAAAACCAUCCGUUGUUAGAUUCAACUCUCAGAAGCCACUUGCAACCUUCAGUGGUCUGAAGGCAACAGGCUCUGUAAACUGCGAGUCAGAGUCUUCAUUCUUGGGCAAAGAAAGCUAUGCUGCGUUGCAGAACUCUUUAUCAUCAAGAAGUGUCAAGUCAAUGGGUAGGACACAGUAUCGCCUCAAUCCCCAGGCAUCUUACAAAGUGGCUAUUCUUGGAGCUGCUGGAGGGAUAGGUCAGCCUCUGGCAUUGCUGGUCAAGAUGUCUCCACUAGUUUCUUCUCUCAACCUAUAUGAUAUAGCAAAUGUGAAGGGUGUUGCUGCUGAUCUCAGUCACUGCAACACGCCUGCCCAAGUUUCAGAUUUCACUGGGGCGUCUGAACUUGCCGAUUGCUUGAAAGGUGUGAAUGUCGUUGUCAUUCCAGCUGGAGUCCCAAGAAAGCCCGGGAUGACCCGUGAUGAUCUCUUCAAUAUAAAUGCCAGCAUUGUAAAGACCUUGGUUGAAGCUGUUGCUGAUAACUGUCCUGAAGCCUUCAUCCAUGUCAUCAGCAACCCAGUCAACUCUACGGUGCCGAUUGCAGCUGAGGUUCUGAAGCAGAAGGGUGUUUAUGAUCCAAAGAAGCUGUUUGGUGUUACUACUCUCGAUGUUGUGAGGGCAAACACGUUUGUCGCUCAGAAGAAGAACCUGAGACUCAUUGAUGUUGAUGUCCCUGUUAUUGGAGGCCAUGCUGGGAUUACCAUCCUUCCUCUUCUGUCCAAGACAAAACCCUCAGUCAGUUUCACUGACGAGGAGAUCCAUGAGCUGACCGUGAGGAUUCAGAAUGCUGGAACUGAAGUAGUUGAGGCAAAAGCAGGUGCUGGCUCUGCUACACUGUCGAUGGCAUAUGCUGCAGCAAGAUUUGUGGAAUCUUCUCUCCGUGCACUUGAUGGAGAUGGUGAUGUGUAUGAGUGUGCAUAUGUGCAGUCCGAUGUUACUGAUUUGCCAUUCUUUGCAUCGAGGAUCAAGUUAGGGAAGAAAGGUGUUGAAGCUCUCAUUUCAUCGGACCUCCAGGGUCUUACCGAGUAUGAGCUUAAGGCAGUUGAAGCGCUCAAGGGUGAAUUGAAGUCUAGCAUUGAGAAGGGUAUUGGUUUUGCCCAGAAGCAGCCUGUCGCUGCUGCCUAAGUGGAGUCUGAAGUGUUGAAUUAAGUCUCUUAACAACAACAACAACAACAACAAAAAAUGGAACCAUCUCCCCAGUUUUAACCAAGGCGCUUUACCUGCAAGUUGAGUUUUUUACUUGGUUCUUUUGAGUUUUGUAGAAGUUUCCAACAUUUCAUUUCUCCAGUCUUGGAAGGACAUUUUUUGAAGAAAAUGUGAGAGUGGGUGAGAUACAUUACAAGUGUUGUAGUAGGUCCAGCCCUGGAGAGAGAAACAGCAGUGACAAUUAUGAUUUGUAAUAAAUAUGCAAAAGCAUGGUUGGUGAACCAUGGCAUCAUAAGUUACAAAACAGGGUAAAGGUUAAUGGGUCAACUGUUUUAGUCCGGUUUAAUUUGAAAAUAUAGAAAUAGUCAUCAAUUCAUUAUAUUGUGCUUAUCUUGAAUCCAACAUAGUAAAAAGUUUAACACUAC